Messenger RNA from Silurus meridionalis, 878 nucleotides. It is a transcript of the gene paxx, whose product is annotated as PAXX non-homologous end joining factor. Gene Ontology annotation, biological process: double-strand break repair via nonhomologous end joining. Gene Ontology annotation, cellular component: nucleus; site of double-strand break; nonhomologous end joining complex. Gene Ontology annotation, molecular function: molecular adaptor activity. The record is from RefSeq and is a predicted model, not a curated record. NCBI's taxonomy places the organism in Eukaryota, Metazoa, Chordata, Actinopteri, Siluriformes, Siluridae. The transcript is spliced from 7 exons. Bases 94 to 693 code for a protein of 199 amino acids.
UGACUGCCCCAUGUAUAUAUGUUGUGCCUGUAGGCAUAAACAAUGCGUGUUUUAUUUAUUGCUGUGUAUCCGCUCUAGUGCUGCUGCUUGACCAUGGAUCAGAGUGUUUCUCAAUCCAAGAGCGUCAUUUGCACGUUGACAGAUAAGAAAGAUCAGACCAAAUAUGUCUGUUUUACACAAAAGAAGUGUGCAGGGAUUAUCAUUGGAUUGAGCAAUGGUGAAGCUGUUUGGAAAGCUGAUCUUUCAGAGGAAACCCUCUUACAGCUUAAGAAGAAAUUGUCAUUGAAAUCAACAGAAGACUAUGCCCUGAAAGUAAAACGCGCAUGCAGGAGCGGCAGUGCGUUUGUUUCACUGCAGGAAGAUAACGCUAUGCUUCACCUUGGCUCUGAGGCUGCAGAAUUCAGUGUGUCCUUCUCAAAGCUUACAGAUCAUGAGGGAAGGACCGAGCUCAAAGAUCUGCUUUUUGAGAUGGCAGACAGUCUAAUGCAACAGGACGAUACGGGAGACAUCUCUUCAUCCAGCCCAGUUAAGACCCCACAGAAGAGGAACUUGGGAUUCGAACCCAGGAGACAGCCAACCGGGCCAACGAUAGCAGUAAAGAAACGCUUUCCAGGGGAUUCGCUCAUCAACCCCGGAACAAAAAAGAAACGCUCUGCUACAGGAGUGGCUUUUGACGAUGCAGAUGACGAAUGACCCUGACACACAUUUUCCUGUUUUUAAUCCUCCAGCACAAUCAAUGCAAUUACUACAACUUUCUGAUUUUUAUCCACUAAUGAAAUUAUAAGACAUGAUUUAUUUAUUUAUUUUUAACUUGCAUGAUUUUAAACCUUUUAAACUGUCUAAAAUAAAAAUAAAUAAAUCUAUUUUUUAAAAUGUGA